This is a messenger RNA of Penicillium chermesinum, 879 nucleotides long. Its product is annotated as spermidine synthase. Gene Ontology annotation, molecular function: spermidine synthase activity. The transcript is spliced from 3 exons. Gene Ontology annotation, cellular component: cytosol. Gene Ontology annotation, biological process: spermidine biosynthetic process. The record is from RefSeq and is a predicted model, not a curated record. NCBI's taxonomy places the organism in Eukaryota, Fungi, Ascomycota, Eurotiomycetes, Eurotiales, Aspergillaceae. The coding region runs from base 1 to 879 and encodes 292 amino acids.
AUGAGCGAGAUCACCCACCCCACCAUCAAGGAUGGCUGGUUUUCUGAGCAGUCUGACAUGUGGCCCGGCCAGGCCAUGAACCUCAAGGUCAACCAGAUCCUGCACCACGAGAAGUCCAAGUACCAGGAUGUCCUCGUCUUUGAGAGCAGCAACUACGGCACUGUCCUGGUUCUGGACAAUGUCAUCCAGUGCACCGAGCGUGAUGAGUUCUCCUACCAGGAGAUGAUCACCCACCUUGCCAUGAACUCCCACCCCAACCCCGAGAAGGUGCUCGUCAUCGGUGGCGGUGACGGUGGUGUUCUGCGUGAGGUCGUCAAGCACGAGACCGUCAAGGAGGCCAUUCUGUGUGACAUUGACGAGGCCGUCAUUCGUGUCUCCAAGAAGUACCUCCCCGGCAUGAGCAUCGGAUUCCAACACCCCAACGCCAAGACCCACGUCGGCGACGGCUUCGAGUUCCUGAAGAAUCGCCAGAACGAGUUCGAUGUGAUUAUCACCGACAGCUCCGAUCCCGAAGGUCCAGCCGAGAGUUUGUUCCAGAAGCCCUACUUCGAACUGCUGAGUGGGGCCUUGCGCGAGGGGGGUGUCAUCACCACCCAAGGUUCCGAGAACCAAUGGCUCCACCUUGAAUUGAUCACCGGCCUCAAGAAGGCUUGCAAGGAGGUCUUCCCCGUCGCCGAGUACGCCUACACCACCAUCCCCACCUACCCCUCCGGCCAGAUCGGCUUCAUGGUCUGCAGCAAGGACCCCAACGCCAACCUCAAGGAGCCUGUCCGCACCUGGUCCCGCGAGGAGGAGGAGCGCCUGUGCCGCUACUACAAUGCCGACAUCCACCGUGCCAGCUUUGUUCUCCCCAACUUUGCUCGCAAGGCUUUGAACUAG